This is a messenger RNA of Pocillopora verrucosa, 15766 nucleotides long. RefSeq names its product hydrocephalus-inducing protein homolog. Gene Ontology annotation, biological process: cilium movement; axonemal central apparatus assembly. Gene Ontology annotation, cellular component: axoneme. The record is from RefSeq and is a predicted model, not a curated record. NCBI's taxonomy places the organism in Eukaryota, Metazoa, Cnidaria, Anthozoa, Scleractinia, Pocilloporidae.
GUCUGUGUUUUUGUAAGUUUUGAGCGAUUACGAUUUGCCAAAACCGAAAAAGUAUGCGGAAUCUACAAAUGUAAUACCAUACUAAAGAAGAAAAAAGUAAUUCGCUGAACGGAAAAUCUAUCGCCAUGCCUCAGGGAAAACUUCGUGGAGGGUUGCGCGGCGAGGUACAAUCUACCGUAAGAGAGAACUACGGCAGUAAAGCUGUGACUUCUAACUUUAAAAGCCGAGUCGUUCAUCCGAGAAAUCCCAAACUUGUGAAGGGAAGCCCUGAAGAUGAUAAGCAAGCUCCUUCUGCUUACAUGGCUGAGAUGCAGCUCACCACAGAUGAAAGAUUUAAGCUCACAUAUGAGAUGAGGGUGCCUCAAAUUAUUGAGUUACUAGACAUGUCAGAACAGACUCUUCAGAAGUUCACCACUAUGGAUAUUGAAGAGCCUCUGUUUCAGCCGUUUCCUUCAGAUAUUGUGUUCCAAAAUUUCAACCCAUUUGAGACAUAUCAGGUUCCAUUGCAGUUGAGGAACAAUGAUAAGGUUGCUCGUCUUGUUAAAGUGACCCAAACAGAUUCUCCUUACUUCAAGAUCAUCAGCCCUCAUGAUGUGGGACACAAAGUAGCUCCUGGAAUGGAUACUGUAUUUAUCAUUCAAUUCACCCCCGAUGAGAAAAAGGACUAUACCCAUGAGCUUAUUUGCAUCACUGAAAGGGAGAAAUUCUUGGUGCCAGUAAAAGCAAUUGGGGCAAGAGCCAUCCUUGACUUUCCAGAUGAGAUCAGCUUUGGAACUUGUCCUGUAAAGUAUGCCACCACAAGGACUCUCCUUGUACGAAACAUUGGCAACAGCGAUGCAAAGUUUCAGCUGUUAGUACAGGAGCCAUUCUUUGUUACACCUGACAGUGGUCGGCUGGCUAUAGGGGACAGCAUGCAGAUUCAUGUAGAUUUCAAGGCCUUGCAGACAGGAGACCAUGGUAGUCAUAUGAUUCUUCAAUAUGAAACAGGAGAAGAAAUCUAUAUAAGUUUGUAUGGAGCUGCAAUUGAUUACAAUAUCCGACUGGAUAAAAGUACAGUCAAAAUGGAAAACGCUUUCAUAUCAUGUGCCUCACAAAGGACAGUCACUCUCUCCAACAGAAGUGAUAUUAUUGUCCAGUUCAAGUGGACAAACUUUGCAACAUUAAGGGAAGAAAUGCAGCAUAAGGAUAGGUUUUACAUGGACCUUGAGAGUGAGGAAAAUGUGGAAAAGGAUGAGUUCUUUGAAGAAUGCCUCAGUGAUCCUACUCUUCGAGAUCAAAUGUCUAUCUUGACAAGAAAAUUCAAAAACAAGAUGCAGGCAAUUGCUGAUGACAAACUACUUUAUGGAGACUCAAUUGUCACUAUUGACCCAGUGGAAGGAGAGAUCUGGCCCAAUUCUCAGGCAGAAAUCAGCAUUAUCUUCAAACCUCAAGAGGCUUGCAACUAUGCCAGAACUAUAUACUGUGAUGUAACAGGCAGAGAAUCAAGGUUGCCUUUAAGAAUUAGAGGUGAUGGAAUAGGCCCUCAAGUGCACUUCUCUUUGGAUACACUAGACAUUGGCAGUGUAUUCAUUAAUUCUCAGCAUUCUUAUGAGGUUAUUUUGUGUAACAUGGGAGAUAUUGAUGCUGUAUUUAAACUCCUUCCUUCCAACACCCAAUUUGGUCCACAGUUUUCAUUCCUUCCUGCCCAAGGAAUUGUCAUUCCUGGAGGAUACCAGGCCAUUCAGAUUCACUUCUGCUCACCCAUACUUGGUGAUGUCAACGAAGUGUUUGAAUUUGCUGUGGAAGGGUCGCCUGAGAAACUCGAGUUAAAGAUCUUGGGAUCAGUGAUUGGCCCCACUUUCCAUUUUAAUAUACCAAAGCUGAAAUUUGGAGUAGUUUCAUAUGGUUUUGUGAACACUCGUGAGUGUACACUGGUCAACACUUCACUCAUACCCAUGACAUUCAAAGUACGUGUUCCCGCUGAUGGUUGGAUAAAUGAGGAAACACGAAGCCGGGAUAGUUUGAUUGAUAGCAACAUUAGUGACACUGGUAGCACCAUAAUGCCAUCUCCAAAGGAAUUUGAUAUUACACCGUGUUGUGGCACUAUUUCUCCUCAGGGAGAGCUUGAUAUUAAGGUGGACUUUGUGUCAACCUCUGUCAAAAAGUAUGAAAUUGCUUUGGUAGUUGAUGUGGAUGGAGUUGGAGAGGAGAUUCUGUCACUUCCAAUAAUAGCCAAAUGCGUGGUCCCACCCAUUACUGUCUCUACACCACUCUUGGAUUAUGGUCGUUGUUUUCUCCAUCACCCUUAUGAGCUUCUUGUAAAUCUGGUGAACGAGUCCGAUCUGCCUGCCAAAUAUGAAUUGUUGUCACAGGUUGUGGAAGAUGUGACACCAAUCCUGUAUACAAGUCCUGAACCAAAGGGAAUUAUCCAGCCUCAUUCUGUGAAAGAAGUUCCUCUUCACAUUACAGCAGAGUGCCUGGAGGAAGUUACCACUGUGGCUUACUUCAUGAUAUUUGGGAGCAGUGAGGCUCCACUGGGAGUUCAGAUCCAGUGUGUGGGUGAGGGACCAGUCAUACAUGUUGUUCCAGCUCAUGUUGAUUAUGGGACCAUCCCAGUUUUAACAGACAUCUCCAAGAUUGUGCAGCUUUCCAAUGAGUCCCUGAUUCCAGCACAGUUUUCUUGCAGUAUGGUUCGUCCCAAUUCGCUGUUUUCUGUUGAGCCAGCCCAGGGUGUUAUUCCACCUGAAAAUACUCUGCAACUUAAAGUCACCGCAAAUGUUGAUGAUACAGUCAAGUUUCAGGACAAAUUGUCAAUCAACAUUAGUGACAGUCAGAACCAAACAGUCAGCCUCAUGGCCUACGGCUCUGGCACAACCAUCGUCAGUGAUCCUCCCCUAGCUCCAGCCGUUAAACUUGGUCCACAGUUUAGUUGCCAGCCUGUCAAGAGAUGGUUCCAACUGACAAACAGCGGAAGGAGGCCUCAACAGAUUUAUUGGACCACUGAAGGUUUCCUCCCGUACAGGACUAAGAAGAAGCCUGAGUACAAUCCGGAAGACAUGAGAUACCAGGGCCAACCACCACCUGUUGAUCCGCCUAAGCCGGUGUUUCAGUUAACACCCGACAGAUUGGUACUACAUCCUGGAGAGAGCCAAAAAGUAAAACUGGAAGGAUAUUGCGAGAAUCCACAAAUUGUAAAGGAGCGCAUGUUCUGUCAUGCUAUCAUUGGCACUAGUACUGGUAAGGAACGUAUCAUGAGGGUGGAUAUUAGUGCAGAGUUUAUCAGCCCACUGCUGUCUUUUUCUCAAAGAGAGAUAAACUUCUGUGUCAUGAAGCACCCUGAGAGCACUUUGGAAGUAGAGACCAAGCAAGUCAUGAUGCACAACGUGUCAUCCCUCCCGCUCACAGUCGUGUUACAAGCUUCCUAUCCCUUUCAGUUGCUUGUGGAGGAUCCACGUUGGGCACCUGUUAAUGUUAAAUCAUCUCAAUCGGAAGUGUCACUGGGCGUUGGUGAGAAUAUACCCGUGCUGAUUCAGUUCGAUCCUUCUUACAAGGAUGACUUUGUGACCAGAACCGCUGAGAGUCAAUUAGAGGUGUCAUUCAAAGAACAUCCACAAAAGGACUUUGUGAAUCUGAAAGGAGAAGUGUUCUUCCCUAAUCUUACAUUUGAGAUGGAAAAGGUUGACUUUGGCUGUAUAUUGAAUGACACAGAAGUGACCCAAGUAGUGAAAGUCACUAAUCACAGUCCAAUGGAUGUCAAGUAUCAGUGGAGCUUUGUUGAUUCAGCUAUUCAGUUUGAAAACAAAGAGGAAGAUGAAGGAAUUGUAGUCGAGGUUGAUGAUGACAGCCAAGAGGACAGUGAAGAAAAACCGGAAGAUGUUGACAACGUGAUGAUCGAAGUAACAGGUGAUCAUACCCCCGAGUCACCUCGGCUUGUAGACUUCACAGGAUCACCAGUAAUGAGCAGACCUUCUACUGCUUCAGAACAAAGGCCACAGGAUGCAAGCCCAGCCAAUCAGCUGGCAGUGCCGUGGAGACAGACUGAACUGCUUGAUAUUGGAAUUGAAGAGAUUUUUGACAUCUUACCACUGUAUAGCACCCUUCAUCCGCAUGAGACGCAGAAAAUACAGUUCACCUUUUACGGUCAUGCCAACAUUAGUUCUCAGGCUGUUGCCCGCUGUACUGUGUACGGAGGACCUGAAUACGACAUUGCACUUCUGGGUCAAGCGUCCCUAGUGCAGUAUUUCUUCGAUCGGCAGAUUGUCGACUAUGGAAAACAGCUGUUUGACCAAGCAGCGGUUGCAGAGAUCGUUCUCCACAAUACUGGUAAAGUAGGCCUCGAUUUUGUGGUCCUCAACGUGGACAGUGGAAAUAAGCUCCUUCCAGGCGCCCCAAAUGUUUCCCCAAUCCAAGGGCACAUUAAGGCCCUCAGUAACCAAACACUUACCAUCAAAUAUCUACCUGGUGUGCCAGAGAAGUUUGAGAAGACAUUUCAGGUUAGAGUCGCUCACUUUGAACCUAACAAAAUCACCCUGUCAGGGGUGGGUGUGUUUCCCCGUGUCGUGUUUGACCUUCCUCAUGACAAAGAAGACGCCAGAUACGAGGAGCUGACCCAGCAAGCACGCGAGAACCUGGAACGAGAAAAGUCAAACCUAUCAGAAAAGAGUGUAGAUGACGUACCGUUCGGAGCUCUCGCAAAUUCUGUCGGCGACAUCGGAGUACAGAUGGAGGUCGAACGACUAUUAGUGAAACAAUUCGCUGUAGAGCAACAGGAAUCAGCAAGAAACGUCUCUUUUGUGCAUACCUCUGGUUCCCACAGAACUGCAACAAAGAAACAACGACCCAAAGCUCAGCUGAUCAGUUAUUUCCUGGAUUUCGGAUAUGUUGUUUAUGGCACAGUUCGAUCACAUGUAGUCCGUGUCACCAACAACGGACACUUCCCGGUGUCUUUUGCACCUGACAAGUCAGUUCUGUCGGGCAGCGGAUUUGGAGUGGAAUUGGACCGAGUGCGUAACCUUCCCGGUGAACCAGAUAACGAAAGUAUGGAAUUCAUGGUGACCUUUGACCCUAGAGCGGCUGGACUUCCCAUGGGACCAGUUGAUCUGCACGUGCCCUUUAACGUGCUCAAUGGUCCUACGUUUGGGUUGAGGAUUAAAGCUGUGGUGACAAUGCCGGACAUGACAGUAUCUACAGAUUCGCUAGAUUUUGGCGUGGUGGAGUGUGGGAACAGUAAGGUCAUGACGAUACAGCUACACAAUAGCCAACAAGUCAGGUGUGACUGGUCGUCUGAACCUCCGGAAGAAAAAAAGAAAAAGUCCGACAAGAUGAUUCCACUUCAUCUACGCAAAAAGCUUCGCACAGAAAAGCCUAAACCAAAACACUUUGAAGUGAUGCCGCCCAUCGGUUCCCUAAUGCCUGGUCAGCGGAUUAAUGUCCAAGUCAAAUUCAUGCCCACUGAAGAGAUUUCUUACAGCAAUCGUCUUGUUAUCCGGAUCGCCCAAAGUUCUAGCCGUCACAUGAUCAGCGUGACCGGUCAGGGAAAUGAGCCCAAGUUAGACUUCAGUUCCACUCUGAUCGAGUUCGGCCCAGUCCUUCCUCAUUCAUCUGGGGACGAGAAGGAAGUAAUCGUGCGAAAUCCUUCAUCGUUUCCUGUUGAAAUUUACUCUUUGGAGUUUGACAAGCAGUACUUAGAGGAGGAGAAGAUGCUUCGCACGAUGAAAGGCUACGAUGAAUACAACACCAUUCUGCUUCCCCCGCGUCAACCUGGGGACAAGCUUCCUCAAGAAAUCACAGAUGCUUACAAUGAACAGCAAAGAAAGAAAGAGGCGGAAGAAAAGGAGAAAGCAGAGGCAGCGGCAUCUGCGGCAGCCGCUCAGGCGGAGAGGGCCGUAGAGGAAGGAGUGGAAGGUGUGCCUCCUAUCAUUGCUACACAGCUGGCUUCAGCUUCCGGUGAACGGGAAGGUGGCAGGUCUGGUAGUGAUGUGGGCGAGGGAGCUAAAGAUGACAGCAGUAGCCUCGGUGUUGGCGAACUGGAAAUCACACCCGUGUCCGCUUCCAUUGCUCGCUACCUUGGCAUCGACUUGACAGCAGAGGGCAGGGCAGCCCGUAACAGACGAGGAAUUGCUUUAGUGGUGCACGGAGCACCUCUCUCUGGAAAGACAGCCACGGCGGUGUCACUGGCUAAGACUUAUGGAGCAGCGUUACUGACAGUAGAUGCAGUGGUUAUAGAGGCUAUAUCAAAUGGAAACACCUCUGCAGCUCAAAGAGCCAAAGAGUUGUGUGCAUCAGCUGCUCGAGCGGCUAAGGAAGCGGAACAGACUGCUGAAUUACAGCUGAACCAACCCACGGUGGCACUGAGUGUAGAGGCAGUAGCUGCCCUGGGUGCGGCCACUGGUCCCUCGGUUUCCACUGCUGGCUCUGUCACCGGAGCCCAAUCGUUUCUUGGGAAGGAUCGUAAGACUUCCACCAUAGCUGGUGGCCCCCGUGGAGGAGGUGUUGGGAAGAAUAUUCCUCAGCUUCAGCAAUCGCCUCCAGGGACUCCACCCCAGGCUGCACCUUUAGGCCGGAAGCUGAGUGUCAGUGCUAGCGUCGCUGGUGAAGACGGACUUUACAGCUGCUUGCUUCCUGAGGAUCUUCUUGUCGAACUGCUGGCGGAGCGAUUUCAGUUGAGUGACUGUCAGAAAGGAAUCGUAGUGGAUGGCUUGGAGUCGCUGUUCAGUCCAAACAUGAUGGGUACAGCAAAUGCUAUUCUCCGUGCUUUCAAUAACCGCAAAUACAUCUUCUUUGUGACACUGAUGUUGGAUCAGGCCAAGCUAAAGGCUGUGGAAGAAAAGAAGAAAGAAGAGCAAGCCAAGCUUGAAAAACAAAAGGAGGAAGAAGAGAAACGGCGAUUGGAGGAGAUGUCUGAAGAUGAAUAUGAUGCUCUAACGGAAGAAGAGAAAGCUGAGGUUGAUAGGAAACACUUGGAGCAAAAGAAAGAGAGAAGAAAACGAGAGCUAGAAAGACAGGAGAGGGAGAAGAAAGAAAGAGAACUGCAAGCUUUGAUGGAGGAAAAAAGACUCGAGGAGGAGCGUGGUAAUCAAAAAGGCAAACGCCGAGGAGCUCAACAAGCAGGAGGUGCUGGAGCUAAGAAAGGUCAUGAUGGAAAGGAAAAGAAACCUGAGAAAAGCAGUGAUAAGCUCACGCCUAAUCGCACCACUGGUCUGUCUACACAAGCACAGCCCUUCGACACGCGCACGGGCGCCCCGUCGGUGAUUUCCGAGCGUUCCGACAGCAGUGAUGUUACCGACGACAAGAAGCGACUAAGUAUCGCCAAAGUACAGAAACAUCGCCAGUCAUCGGCCAUCAUGAACCCUCCGUUGAUCCCGCAAGUUGAGGAAUCUAAACCACCGACUGAGGAAGAGGAGAGGGAGAAGGAGCUUACUAAAAAAUUUAAUGCAUUCGAGACCAGUUUCCGAGACAUUGAUGGCUUGCUGCAAAACUGGGAUCGAUCUACGGGUACUGUGGCGCGUGCAGACACUCCCAAGUCUGAGAACUUUGAGGACUUUCUUCCGGCGCCUGGAUCGACCAGGCGAGGUCGAGACAAGAAAGAGAAAGAACUUAGAGAACGAGAGAAGGAGAGAGAAAAAGAAAAAGCUAAGGAGAUUUCUGACUCUCCGAUGUCAGCGGUCAGCGGUGAUCAUGAUGAUGACGAAGAUGGCGGUAAAAAGGACGGGGUGGGUGUACCACAGCUUAUUGUGGACACAGGAAACCCAACAGAGUCACAGGCUGAACAGACACUAGCGAAAGGAAUUUUGCCAACGGUUGAAGAGGUAAUGGACGGUCUGGGUCUAGGACCCCAUGGUCCUCCCAUCCCACCCCCGGCCACUUUUGCUGUAGUGCCGUAUCCCGUACGGAGACGUCCACCCCUGGGAUUAGAUCCCCCUUCUCAUUAUGUGUUCGUGGCGUCGGGGCCAGAUGAUCCUAAUGCCCCUCAGGAGGAUAAGACGAAAGAAGCUGAACCAGAAGUGGAGAAAACACCUGAGAAACCACCGGAACAUGGAAGAAAGGGCCGUAAAGACAAGGAUGAUAGAGAGGGAGGUACAAAGUCCAGAAAGGAGAGAGGAAGUUCCGCCCGGAAGGGAAAAGCAGCACACGGGGCUCCCUCACCUCCCCCCAGUAUCACCCCUGCAGAAGAAGACAAGAGUGAAACUGCAGCGGUGCCCAGCACCCCUCAACUCGUCAGCCACCGCUGGGUCAUUCCUGCCAAUGAUACAGUGAGGUUGCGCAUUCGUUUUCGGUCCGAGGAGCUGGGUCAGUUUGACCAGACAUUGAACUUUGAGAUCAUGGGGACGCGCCGUCGUUAUCAGCUGUUUUGCCGCGGCGUCUGCGCUUUUCCCGCCAUCAGUCGCGAGCCGCGUGUGGUGUUCCCUCACCGCCGGAAGUACCGCAAACCGGAAGAGAUCGUGCAUAAGAAAUACGUUCUAAGCAGUGAGACUUUUGAGUUUGGCCCGUUGCUUUGUGGAAAGACUCGAGACCGGUACAAGGAAGGCAAGUAUCGAGAGAAUAUGGAAACGAUCGUGAUCUGCAACACCUCUCCACUGGAAGCAGAUGUCAACUUCUGUUUUCAGCAGGAUAGCACAGCGGUUACCUUCAUUAUUGAUCCACCCAACAUGAAGUUGAAGCCGGGUGAGAGUCAGGACCUCACUCUGUGGGCAUAUCCUAAGACACCAGGCUUCUUCGAAGAUGCUGUGGUGUGCUGUAUUCGAGAGAAUCCUGAGCCGGUUGUGUUUAAGAUUUCCUGUCAUGGUGUCCGGCCUGAGCUGGAGUUGGAUCGGAGACAGCUGCAGUUUGAUAGAGUUCUACUACACAGGAAAGACACAAAAACGAUCUUCCUUCGUAACAGCACUCUGCUACCUGUGGCUUGGCGAGUGAAUGGGAUGGACAAUCUGGGUGAUGACUUUUCGUUGACUACUGAACAUGGCGUGAUCGAUGCUAAAUCAGAGUUUGCUCUUCAGAUGCACUUCAGAGCUGUUCGGCCAACCAACGUCAAAAAGAUUGUGAGGCUGGAGGUUUCUGAUGUAGACCAGAUCAUGGGCCUGGUACAGGCAGAAAACAUUCAAGUUCAUGCAGAGUCUUAUGAUGUUGCUCUAGAUAUGAGUUUCCCUAAAGGUGCAGACGGCGGUCUUGACUUUGGCGUUCUCAAAGUUUUGGAUGAAACAAAGCAGACUUGUUCUCUAAAGAACAAAGGCAAGUUUGAAAUCAACUUCAAUUUCGCGUAUGAGCCAACAGAAGGUUCGCCAGCGGACGUAGCACAGCUGUUUACAGUGAUACCCAACAAGGGUCCCCUACUACCUACCGAUCGACCCACUCAAGUACAGGUCAUCUUCAGAUCCAAGAGCGAGAUUACUAUUAAAGACCAGCCUGUACUCAAAUGCCAGAUCGUAGAGCCUCACCUUGGCGAAGGUGGCGAGGUGAUCGCCAGCAUUCCCAUAAAACUUAGCGUGCGCUCUGUCUACAGCAAGUACGCCGUAUCGCCGGUCAGUGACAUUAACUUUGGAGCCAUGCUAAUCAACACUAAGAAAACCCGGGUGUUCACUAUCGAGAACAAGGGAGAGUUUGAAUUCCGGUACUCAGUCCUAAAGAUGAUCAACACGGUGGCACAAGGACGCCAGAAACUGGGGCCACCCGCGAAAAGGGCCAAAUCACGUGAUGGGUCGAGUUCGGGAAGAUCUCAACAAGACAAACCGUCUAAACCAAAGAGAGCAGAUUCAGUACGAGGAGCCGAGUUGACCACAGGGGCACCAAACAUUCGCCUUCAGCUUGGAAUGUUUACAGUCUACCCAGCUGUCGGGAGCGUGCAGGCCGGUAGUUCUGUGCAAGUAACGGUGGAUAUGAUCGCUGAAAACCCAGGCUUCUCAGAAGAGGACAUUGCCAUUGACAUCUCAGACCGCCCGCCGUCCGACCAACCACAGGGAAUACCUUAUAAACUGAUUGGAGAAGCAUGCAUUCCCGGGAUCACCACAAUCGCCCCCGACACAGUUGGCUCUAUAUUCGAAGAACACUUAAUCGUCAAACAAUUGAAUUUAUUCCAGUACCUGACGCACGACCUCGCGAGUGGCUCUGGAGUGUAUGGAGAGGACGAGAACAAGUUUAUAUUUUACAACACUAUUGUUGGACGAAAAGCCAAAGCGAGGUUUAGAAUUGGUAAUCAGAACAAGGUGCCAUGCGACUUGGUUCUCUCCGUGAAACCGCAGUCCAUGAAACCAUCUGCUCGUUGGCACGACGUCUAUGAGAUUGAACCCCAGCGUGCCUCGAUCCCAGCUCACAGCUAUGUGUACGCGACUGUGACCUUCAGUCCUCCGUCCAUGCAAACCUACAACGCUACUCUUGAAGCAGCCGUAGAUGGGAUGCCUAGCGCUAUGUCAAAGUACCGCAACCUAACGUUCGACAUCCAGGGUGAAGGAAACCUUCCUAGAAUCACCGUGGUUCGACCCACUGCUCGAAACAAGAAAGGUGCUCCAGUCCUUUUGUUCCGACGCCUUUUACUGGGACGUACUCAAGUGCUCUCGCUCUCGCUAAAGAACGAAGGCACAUUGAUGGCCCGAGCGAAUAUCGAUUUGAAAGACCCCGAAGGUGUGUACAAUAUUUCAUGUGUGGAAGGUACCAAAGGUAUGGAGCCACUUGACGACGGUGAAGACGACGUAGAUCCGAAGUCGCGAGUUCACACCUUGUCUGUGGUGGUCCCCAUGGGUAAGACGGCAGAUUUUGCGAUCGAGUUCAACCCCUCCCUGGUGGGGCGUUCGCUGGGCGAGAUUAGGCUGUCAGUAAUGGAUAAUCCUUAUGAAGAAAGUACAGUUCAACUAAUUGGAGAAGGUUAUGAAGAUGAGGUGACCAUAGAUAAUAUACGGUCCUUUGUUCAGACUGAGGAACUGGCAGCUGAGACGGAGAUCGACGACGACACUCCAGCAUCACGAGAAAACCACGUUAAAUUUGGGGAUUGUGCCGUGGGUGUGUCCAAACAGCUGUCAUUCACACUGACAAACCAUUCUUCCUCGGACCCAGUGCGCUUCACGUGGUCCCCGCCGCCUGAGGUGACAUUUUCUCCGUGCACAGGACACUUACAGCCAAACUGUGCAAAGGAUGUCACAGUAACCUUCUGUUCUAACGAGCCAAAGACAUAUUCAGCGACAAACAUUCCUUGUAAAGUCACUAAGAUCAAGCUAGGAGAGGCGCAGGAUAAAGCGGUGGACUGGGACGAUCGCAUGCGCACUGUAAAGUGGAUAGACGUGGUACCUGGUGAAGACCCUUCCACUGGCGUGAGGAAGUCCCCCCGGCCUUCUAAGAAGAAAGUCAUUGAAGUUGAAGCUGAGCCUCCAUAUACAGCCCUAGAAAACAGCACCAAAGACGUGGAACUGUUGCUUACUGCCGUGUGUGACUUUGCUAAAUACCGCUGCAAAGUCGAGAACAUACACUUCAAAGAUACACUGAUGUUUCAGUCUCGUGUGUACAGUUUUACAGUCUCAAACAAAGGUGAUGUGGAGCUCGAUUACAAGUGGCAUUUUCAGCCAGUGGAAAAACCAAAGACUGUCAGCCUAGUCGAGCCGCCCGAGGUAGGACCCGAGAGACCCGAAAGCUCCGCUGGACAAUCCACCGGUCAGCGAACCGUUCGCCCCUCCACUUCAACAGGGGGCUCAUCAGUGCACCCUCCUAGACGUGUACCUCCAACCACUCAAAGACCUGGGUCCUCCAUGGGUGGGCGGCCGUCAAGCGCCCUGGCUCUUGCCUACGAGGCAGGCAGUGUAGUGAGCGAAGGAGGAAGCGAUGUGUUCCCUUUUGUGAUUGAGCCAGAAAGUGGAAGCAUCCCUGCAGGGAAGAAGGGUAGCUUUGUUGUGAAGUUCUCACCGUUAGAUGUGUCCGAGUAUGAUGCUCUGGUGACCUUCAGUGCCAACAAUCUCCCGCCAGACACAGGCGGCUUCUCCAUUCCCGUUCGUGGAAGGAGCCUUCUUCCUUAUUGUCACUUUGAAUUGGAGGAGUCAGAUUAUGUUUCCGGGGGGAGAAGAAACCCCGAGUUAAGAGGUCCUGGUGGGGCUCCCCCCGGAUCUACCUUAGAUCCCACCACGAAAGUUAUCGAGUUCAAGUCGUGCGGAGUCAAAGUUAAAAACAUAAAACGUUUUAGCGUCAUAAACCCAUCCAACACAAGCUACAGUUUUGUGUGGACCAGUGAGGACACACUGGAUGGCGCGCCCCCAGAAACGGUCAAUUUCCGGUGCCUGACUCCCGAGGGGACCAUACUGAGUGGGAAGAAGUACGAGAUGGUGUUUGAGUACGUAUCAGACUCGCUGGACCUGGUUGAAUCAUUUUGGCGGUUCUUUGUGCCUGAGUACAGCUUCUCCAUUCCAUUUGUUAUGGUGGGGCAUACAUUUGAGCCCGCGCUGUCAUUUGACAGGUCUCACAUAAACUUCAGGGAAAUGCUGCUUGGUCACCCGGCAAAAGAAACUGUACAGUUAGUGAACGAGGAGAACAUCCCAUUCACUUUUUCAUUCAGCGAAUCGUCUUGUCACACAGAAGGAUAUGCGUCUAGUCUGUCUGUGGAACCCAUGUCUGGAACAGUCCUACCUAAGGCCAGGCUACCAAUCGAAAUCUCCUUUACAGCAACUGAACAGAAGGAAGUAAACUUCAAUGUUCUGUGUCAUGUGAAAAAGAAAACAUCUCCUCUAACCUUGAAUGUGAAGGCAGAGGGGUAUGCCAUGAAUGCGCAGCUUGUUUGCGAAGAUUCACAGGGAAACAAAGUGGAGCUUACAUCUAAAGGAACAAACAGAAUCAACUUAGGAAUGGUUGAAAUCAACGAAAAAGCCACCCGACAGUUGUUUGUCAUCAACUCAGGGAAAUUUAAUUUUGACUUUUCGUGGGAGAUCCAUAACCGGACUAAGCUUAAGGGCCUCAGGGUUCUCGAUGGGGAGAAGCUUGUAUCAGUCACUCCUGAAAGUGGAACGGUGCCAUGUAAUACUCGUAAGAGAUGUCAGUUAGCUUUCUGUCCACCUGGGAGACUUUCACUGACAGGAUGCGAUCUAUUGUUAAAGAUCACCAAUGGCCCAACGUUCACCAUAAAUCUAACAGGGACGGGUAUACAGCCUGGACUCAACUUCUCUUUUGUGAGGCAUGACUUUGGUCCGUGUUUCCUGUACCGUGCUGGUAUGCCUCGGAAACGGACUACGUUGAUCAUUAAGAACGAAGAUACAAAAGAUAUCAGUAUUGAGUGUCAAUACGAGAAUACUGCCCACCUUGAGGUCGCCUGUCUACCUGGAGUCCUGAUACCAAACCAAGCCAUGCAGGUAGAUAUUGUGUUUUAUCCCCGGGAAGCCAGGAGAUAUCAUGAGGUCAUCCCGUUUGAGAUCAACGGUCUGUCCACCAUGAAUGUCGAGAUAUUUGGCGAGGGAACCGACAUGAAGGUAGAGGUCGCUAAUCCUUCAGACAGAAAAGUAAAUUUUGGCGCCUUGCGUGUCGGCCAAACAAAUCAGCGGAGUGUAAAGUUAGUGAACCGCAGCCCGGCACCAAUCACAUUCACCCUAGCCAUCACACCAGCUGUAGUGGCGCUUCAACAAGCAAACAUUCUCACUAUUAGCCCCUCUACGGAAAUCACUCUUAGGGCCAAUGGCGGCACGAGUGGCGUGGACCUGACUUUCAAACCGAAAACACGCAUACCACAGUUUACCGAAGAGGUGAUGUUGGAGUGUGCCGGCAUGUCCCAGCCCAUCUUUGUGGUAACAGGCUCUUGUCAAGGAAUAGAGAUCACGUUGGACAGCGACUCGGUGCCGUUUGGCGCUGUAGUUCUCGGCAGUCGCAGCACGAGGAAGCUGAUCAUGCACAACACAGGAGACAUCGGAGCAGCCUUUACUUGGAAUGUAGAAAAGUUUCAACCUGAUUUCUCUAUCUCACCAGUUAAAGGUUACAUUUCACCCGGAAUGGAAGUGUCCUUCGAGAUCGUGUUUCAUCCCACUGUGGUGAAUCAUGAUAUAAGAUACGAGAGUUUGCGUUGUGCCAUUGAAGGUGGUAAAGCGCUCAAGCUUGUUUUGACGGGAAGCUGUAUCCCACAGACACCCCUAAAGGAGAUGCUUCACUUUGCGACCCAUGUUCGCACUCGUGACACGCGUAAUCUUGUCAUACAUAACCGGACAAACCAGUUAUGGAUGCUGCGGCCUGUGAUUGACGGUGAAUACUGGUCUGGUCCUGACACCAUUACUGUGGAGCCACAACAGAGUAAAAACUAUGAGUUAACCUACAGACCACUUACUAUGACUCAGGAAGGAAAGAAACACUUGGGCUCUGUUUUUUUCGCUCUCCCGGAUGGCAAUGGUCUCCUAUAUAAUGUGACUGGUAAUGCAGAGGGUCCUAAGCCAGUUAACAACAUACAGAGAGAGGUACCUUGUAAAACGUCCUACACUGAAAUGCUCACUGUCACCAACUGGCUGCGAAGACCUCAGAGAUUCCGCGUGAUAAUAGAGAUGCUGAAACCUGACAGACCAGACAGCGCUACUACGCUAAAGGGACUGGACUACAUCGAUGUCCCGGGUCUCUCCAAACGAGAAUACAGAUUGAACUUCUUUGCUCACAAAGAGGGAACGUUCAGUGCAAAGGUAAUAUUCAGGAAUGAACAGGGCGGAGAAUAUCUGUUUUAUUAUGUGACUUUCAAGGCAGUGCCCCCUGGUGUAAUGGCUACCAUUGACUUGUCCACGCCCAUACGUAAGAGCACGUCACAUGUGGUGACGUUACACAAUCCCCUCAGUACCCCUGUGACAUUCAAUUCUCAGUGCUCUGUGGCUGACAUCCAGCUGCCGCCAAGUUUCACCGUUCCUCCUUUAUCUGAGGGCUCGUGUAUGUUUGAGUACCUCCCGCUGAAGGCCGGUGAGUUAACAGGCCGACUCUCCUUCAGCAGUUCAGAGUUAGGCGUGUAUCAGUAUGACCUCAACCUAACCGCAACACCUGCCGGAACAGAGGCUCCUGUUCAUUUCCGUGCAGGCUUGGGUACCAGUCAAAGUCAGACCUGUCGAUUUGUAAACUUUGCCAAGUCUAAAGUCGAGUACAGCUGCAAGGUGGACAACACUGAUUUCCAUGUUGAAAAGAAUAUCACGGCAGCCUCAGCGUCAAGUGGAGGCACAGAGGUCGGUGUGGAAGUGACCUAUGAACCAUCCCGUCUGGGUGAUACUCGCGCUACUCUGACCGUUUUCUCUCCAGUAGGAGGAGAAUACGUGUUCCCACUGUUUGGUCACUGCAGUCCUCCAAAACCCCAGGGUCCGUACUCGAUCAAAGCGGGUGCAACAACCUCAAUUCCGUUUAAGAACGUGUUUUCACACACUACUCAAUUUACCUUCUGUCUGGAUAGUCCGUGUUUUAAUGUGAAGGCGAGCGAGAGCGUCCGUGCUAAGAAGACCCAUAAUAUUAUCGUUGGUUUCGAGGGAAACCAAGGAGGUUCCAAGGCUCCGCGCAUGGGCAGACUCAUGGUCACGUGUCCGAGGAGCGCAGGUGGUGCUGGGAAUGUUACUUGGACCUUCUACCUGAAGGGCCUCACUCCGUGAAAUUAAACUGAGUUAAAUUUCCGUUUCAUUUGUAGAAAGGAGUGUUUAUUUUUUGGACCCAGUGUAGUGCUUCAACUUGUAGAUAUCAUUCAUUUCACAAUAAUGUUUACGCAUACAUUCGAUGCACUUUCCUUGCCGUUCUCUACAAAUGUCUGUUUAGUGUAUAAAUUUUGUGGCUGAGGACAUGUUUUUCAUAUUAUAGCGGUUAUGAAGUUACUUUGAUAUCAAGCCAUGCC